AUGCAUAUAACGGCAGCUUCGCUUAUAUUUUGGUUCAUCGCUCUUUGCAAUCACUGCGAAGUCGAUGGCGCGCGGUCGCUGGAGUCUUCCUCUGCAACAGGCGGCGCAGCGUCUUCCGUGAAAGCAGCGCAGCGCGCUACCAACCAAGACGACGAUGAUGUAGAUGAGGAAGAUGUAGAGGACGAGGAGGGUCAUGAGGAUGAUGACGACGACAACGUGGAUCAGGAGUUGGACGACGCAGAGGACCGGUACAGGGACACUAAGCGCAUUGUAUUGCUGUACAGGUUUGAAACUGACGAGAAGACACUCGAAGACGCAGAAGACGUCGGUCUGAAGGAGGACCUCGAAGAGGUGGGAAAUGAAGCAAGCGAAGAAGCUUAUGCUCGUGCCAAGGCAGAGUCAGGCAAGGAAAAUCAGGAGUCCGAGGACGCAGCCAAGGCACGCAUACGCCGGCUCAUGGACGAUCUGGUCACCGCGUCACUAGAGCUACGUGAGAUAAACCGUGAACUAGAUGAAUUGUAA
Molecule: messenger RNA, 522 nt
Organism: Babesia ovata
Lineage: Eukaryota; Apicomplexa; Aconoidasida; Piroplasmida; Babesiidae
Exons: 6
Coding region: 1-522 (173 amino acids)
Source: RefSeq, a predicted model, not a curated record